Messenger RNA from Nerophis lumbriciformis (worm pipefish), 1113 nucleotides. The record is from RefSeq and is a predicted model, not a curated record. NCBI's taxonomy places the organism in Eukaryota, Metazoa, Chordata, Actinopteri, Syngnathiformes, Syngnathidae.
AUGGACAGGGAGCCCCUCUCAGUCCUUUGUACUCCUGCUAUGGUGGUCGAUGUGGACAAAGUGAAGAAAAAUGCCCAGAGGAUGAUUGAAAAGUGUGAGAAGCUAGGAGUUAAGCUUCGCCCACAUAUGAAGACCCACAAAACCAUUGAGUGUGCUGACAUAAUGACGGGGGGUUCACGACGAUGCAUUGUGGUUUCCACCCUGGCAGAGGCCUGCUUUUUUGCUGACCAUGGAUUCGAUGACAUCCUCUAUGCUUACUCUCUACCUUUUGAUAAGGUGGAGCGUUGUGCUAUCUUGUCAGAGAGACUGGAGCUCUUUCAAGUUUUACUGGACCAUCCUGAUGCUCUGGAGCAGCUCAAAAAACGACCACUCAAAGGCGGUCGACUGUGGCAUGUCUGGUUGAAACUAGACUGUGGCAAUGGCAGAGCCGGCAUCCUGCAUUCAGAACCUGAGGCGCUCAGACUGGCGCAAUCCAUUGCUGAAGCGGCAGGUGUGCAGCUAACUGGAGUUUAUGCUCACUGUGGAAACACCUAUAACUGCAGAGGAGUCCAGGAAAUUCAGACUGUUGCGAAGGACACCACCAGAUUUACUCUGCAGUUCAUGGAAAAGUUAAAGAUUGCUGGCAUCACCUGCAAGUCCAGCAUUGGCUCCACACCCUCCUGUAGUCACCCAGGCCAAGACAUGGCACAACUUAGCGAGGUGCAUCCAGGAAACUAUGUCUUCUAUGAUGUUCAGCAGUCUAUCAUUGGCUCAUGCAGCGUGGAAGACAUUGCUGUGCGGGUUUUAACAAGAGUCAUUGGCCACUGUCCUCACAGGAACCAGCUACUGAUUGACUGUGGUUGGACUGGGUUAAGUUUGGAUGGUGCUGGGAAACUUCCAACCGGAUAUGCUGUAAUCGAAGGGCAUCCGGACCUCAAACUGUUGUCCAUGACUCAGGAGCAUGGAAGAGUGGAGCCCCUUUCAGGAAAGCUGGAUUACAGCAUGUACCCACUGGGUUCUCUGCUCACACUGAUUCCAUACCAUUCAUGUGCAACAGCAGCGAUGCAUCCUGUGUAUCAUGUGCACUCAGAGGGCAUUCUCACGGGCAAGUGGAAACCAACACGUGGAUGGUGA